This is a messenger RNA of Pseudogymnoascus destructans, 2546 nucleotides long. RefSeq lists its product as uncharacterized. The coding region runs from base 909 to 2402 and encodes 497 amino acids. The transcript is spliced from 2 exons. The record is from RefSeq and is a predicted model, not a curated record. NCBI's taxonomy places the organism in Eukaryota, Fungi, Ascomycota, Leotiomycetes, Thelebolales, Thelebolaceae.
GCGGCGACGAGCGACGAAGUAGAUGGCGGGGAGGACGAAGGAGAGGCCGAUCACGCGGCCCCAGAGGCGGUGCGUCCACUCCAUAAAAUAGAUGUAUUUGAACUCAUCAAGUGUCAUGGUGGGGUUGAGCAGCUUGAAUUCGGGGGAGGCGCGGUACUUGUUGAACUCGGAGUCCCAGUCUGCGGCAGAGAGGGGAGGGAGCGUGCCAGUUACUGGGCGCCAUUCUGUAAUACUCAGUCUGGACGUUAGUAGGUUAGCUUGGGCACAUUCCUAGAGAGUGUGAGAUGCGUACCCUGAUUCAGUGAGACGUGUCAGCCCGCCAAAGACAACGAUUCCGAACACACUGGCGGCGCUGCCGAGGAGCCAGAAAGCGACGCCGCGGGAGCUGGUAUCGGGGAAGAAGGAUUUCUUCGCCGUUUCCUUCUGGGAAUUCGCAAUUGUCUGGCUCAGAGAAGAUAGGGGCGUGGCCUGGGCUCCUGGCACCGUAGCAGCUGUGCGCAGCGGCGCAGAGCUGCUAUAAAAACGCGUGGGCUGGAAGACCGACAGCCCUUUGUUGGUCCGGAGCUUCGACCCUUGGAUGGAGGCGGAUUUGGGGCAUUGGCGGCAGGUGAAGAGGUCUUUCCCUAACUUGGGCAGAGCCCGCCGUAGCGGGGGUAGUAGUGAAGCCAUUGGCGUCGCUGAUAUCCCAUGCGAGGUAGUUUUUCUGGCUUGAUCGAAGGGAAGGAGGCGGUUGACACUUUUCAAAGAUAGGUCCAUUAAGGUUUCCGCGGCGCUUGUACCCAGCUACGCCGAACCACUUACAAGGGCUCAGGGGACUACUACAAUGGGAAAUUUAAGUGACGACGAUCAGGAACUUCAACUUCAAUUGUGCCUAUUUGCUAUGACCCUGUAAUAAUACAUAAUUUCACAUGCCCACCUUCUCGGCGCACAAUACAAUCAGUUCAACACUCUUUCGACCUGCGAUUCAGUACCUCUUACCAGAGGGAACCCGAUCCUGGACUACACCCAGAACAGACAUCGAGAGAGGGCGUCGGAGCUCUGACGAAACCGACAGGAUGGCGCAUUAUAAGCAGCCAGAGCUGGUUCUCAGCUCGUUGCCUUUAAUAAACAUAUCGAGGACGCCAUCUCCACAUAUAUCCACAGGCUGGACAUCAGAUUCGGGAGAAGACGACCUGGGUGACCUGUCUGGUGGGGGAGGCUUCUUGUCGCAACGUCAGCGACCGACCGGCUGGAAGGGCUUCUUGACACAGGGUGGAUUAGGCAUAUAUUUAUUUGCUACAACGAGGGGAUGGAGCGUUUAUGUGGGCUUGAUGUGUUUAUGGCUAAUGGGGACGGCCAUAGGGCUCCUGGUGAUCAACUGGCUGGUCCUGCUCACCGGUGUCUACAAAUUCCCGUAUCCGCUUACAACUACAUUUAUCGAACUCGUCGGCUGCCACUUCUUCCUCUGGGCCUUCGCUGGCUUCACCAGGCUCUUCAGCCGCUACCUCAGCAACGCUGGCCUGGCCGCACUCGUUGCGCCCUCCUACGCCGUCACCAAGCCCCCUCCGACAACCUACACGCAGCGCACACCCCGACGCUUCCCCCGCUUCAUCAGCAAAAUCUUCUCCAAAGCCGGCUCCGGCAUUGCCGGCGGCGGCCCCUUCGAAUUCGACCGGGCCGUGGCACGCAAAACCAUACUCCUCGCAAUCGUCUACGUCCUAAAGAUCCACUUCAGCACCAUCUCCUACGCCCACUCCGAACUGCCCAUGUACGUCCUCACGCGCAUCGGCAUAGUCCCCCUCACCGCACUCGCCGACUCCCUCUUAAAAGGAACCCGACACUCGAUCCCCCUCCUCUCUGCCACCCUCUCCGCAACCCUCAACCUACUCGUCGGCUCCUGCCGCUCCAACAUCCGCGUAACCUGGGACAGCGUCCUCGCCGGCGUCAUCUCCUCCUUUUGCGCCGCUCUCUUCCCCAUCCUCCUCUACUCAACCUACCAGAACCUCUCUGCGCCGUCGCCCGAGCGCGCCCGCGACCCUACGAGCUCUCGCACCACGUACACGCUCUUGCACCACGUCUCACUACUCUCCAUCAUGGUCUCCCUCCCAUUCGUCCUGAUCUCGGGCGAGCUGCCGAAUAUCGCGCGCAACAUCUACUUUCUCGACCGGCCGUGGCACUGGUUCAUGAUGCUGUGCGGCUCGCUGGGCACGUUUUGCGUCUUCACUGCUACGGUGCUGCUCGUGCUGGCGACGAGUCCGUUGACGGCGAAUUUCUUGACUAUCCCGGCGUAUGCGUUCCUUAUCCCGGUGCUGGCGAAGUUUAGGAUGCCGAUGUAUAGCUGGGUGGGCAUCGCGCUGGCGUUUGCGAGUUCGGGGUGGUUUGUGUGUGUGAGGCGGCGGGAGAGUAGGAAGGUGAGAGCGUGAUUGCUCUGAGAAGACUUGGGGAUGUGUGAAUAGGUGGAACGGGAUAUUAAUAAUACAUAAUGAGCAUAAUGCGGCGUUUAUUGAUGCCAAUGAAGCUGCGUAGACAAAUUUAUAUCGUUUACUACCAUAAUGGCCCGGCAUCGA